Messenger RNA from Carassius auratus (goldfish), 1969 nucleotides. Its product is annotated as molybdate-anion transporter. The coding region runs from base 329 to 1774 and encodes 481 amino acids. Lineage: Eukaryota; Metazoa; Chordata; Actinopteri; Cypriniformes; Cyprinidae. Gene Ontology annotation, molecular function: molybdate ion transmembrane transporter activity. Gene Ontology annotation, cellular component: membrane. The record is from RefSeq and is a predicted model, not a curated record. The transcript is spliced from 3 exons. Gene Ontology annotation, biological process: molybdate ion transport.
AGUAACCCGGAAACACACACACGGAUGUGGUAGAGGAGGUAGGCGAAUAUUGAAGGCGUUUAUGCUGCAAAGUCAUCUGAAAUCAUUGCAUAAAAACACAUUUUAUCUUCCAAACUCAGCGGAGACUUUUUUCAAACCCUUAAGGAGAAUGUUAAAAUUAAGAAGUCAACCCCUUCAGUCUGUUAUGAUGUUUGGCUCAUCCAGGAGUUAAUAUUUUUUGAAUGCCACAUGAUGAAGAAUGUAACUUUUGAUGAGUUUCACUGGACCAAGAACUGUAUGAGGAUGCUGAAUUAAGAUUUGGGACUUCUCCGGUCACCUUUUGUCCAUCAUGUUUGUGACAGCAUACCUUGCAUUUAUAGUCCUGACGGGACUGUGUGUGACUUUAGAGAUCACAGCCCGCCGACUCAACUCGUCCCAGGCCACACAGACAGCGGUCGCCAAUCCGGCUUUCCGUCAGUUCCAGAAGCUCUUUCUGAAGGCAUAUCUCCUGGCCCUCUGGGCAGACUGGCUACAGGGACCUUACCUUUAUAAACUCUACCGACAUUACAACUUCCUGGAGUCUCAGAUUGCCAUCCUGUACGUAUUCGGCCUGGCUUCUUGUGUGCUAUUUGCUCCAGUGGCCGGAUGGCUACCACAGUUUCUGGGGCGGAGACAGACGUGUCUCCUCUUCUGCCUGACUUAUUCUGUCUGCUGCAUUACCAAGCUGUCACAAGACUAUUUUAUACUUAUACUAGGACGUGUUUUAGGAGGCCUGUCCACCUCUUUGCUAACCACUGUGUUUGAGGCCUGGUAUGUGCACGGUCACGUUGACGUCCAUGAUUUUCCCAAAGAGUGGAUUCCUGUUACCUUUGGUAAAGUCGCAGAUUGGAAUCAUGGACUGGCAGUAGGUGCCGGGCUGGUGGCAAACUUGUUUGCCGAAUGGCUUGGGUUAGGACCGGUUGCUCCAUUUCUCCUGGCGAUCCCUAGCCUUGCUGCCUGCGCCUGGUUUGUGUUGUCCGAAUGGGGUCAGGAGGAUAGACAAGAGGGUGCCAGUGGAGACAAAAAUGCCCCCCUUCUCAACCCUCUACAUGCCCCCAAGUUGCAAAUGUCAACAUGGGCCCGUUUUUGGCGAAGCUGUCUGGACGGGCUGCGCUGCUUGCUGUCGGACCGCCGUGUUCUGCUUUUAGGUGGCGUUCAGGCUCUUUUCGAAAGCGUGCUCUAUAUUUUUGUAUUUCUUUGGACACCUGUACUGGACCCACAUGGUCCGCCGUUAGGAAUUGUGUUUUCCUGUCUAAUGGCGGCCAGCAUGGCUGGUUCCACACUUUUCCGGCUGGCCACGUCAGCCCCAUAUCGACUCCAACCUGGUCAUCUGCUCUGCCUAGCUGUUCUGCUAGCUUUCUUCUCCUUCUUCAUGCUGACAUUCUCCACUGUGCCCGGUCAGCCCCGGCCGAGGGAAUCUCUGCUAGCCUUCCUUCUGCUAGAACUAGCCUGCGGGCUUUAUUUCCCAGCGGUGAGUUUUCUCCAAGGCCGAGUGGUUCCCAUGGAGCGCAGAGCCGCCGUGCUGGCCUGGUUUCGUUUGCCUCUUCACCUCCUUGCUUGUCUGGGGCUGCUGGCUCUUCACGGGGAGGUAUCUGGGGCCGGUGCGGGGGAGGCUGGCAGUGGCACCAGACACAUGUUUGCAGGAUGUGCGGGGAUGAUGCUGGCCGCUCUGCUUGCUAUCGUCAGCCUUUUCACCUUGGGCAGGAAUGAUGCCGACCUGAGACUAGAGGGGACCAAAUUAGAGGGAGAAAUCUGAGUUGUAACAAGAUGGACACUGGAUUUCAAUUUCAAUAGGAGGACUUUGGUUUUAUAUGCUGUUCUUUUUCUUUAUGAAUGCUGUUUUAGUUAAAUAAUUGUAUUCAUGGGUUAAACAAAUCAUAAAGUACAUGGUUUAUUUUUUUCUUCUGAUUGCAAUGUUAAUAGAACCAAUAAACUCUUUAAAAUCUGCAAA